AUGAAAAUAAUAUCGGAUGAAAUAAAAUCAAAAGAUAGUAAUGACAAUGAUUUUGAAACUUGUUGCAAUAAAUAUCGAAGUCUUUUAAAUGGAGAACAUAGGGCUAGAAGAAAAUAUGAAAACUUUGUCUUUAUUCAAAUAUGUGAAAUAUUAUUGUAUUAUAUUGAGAAAAUUGAUCUUGAAAAGUAUUUUCCAUCAUUAAAUAAAUUGAUGAUCGAUUGGAAAAAUUUAUUAAUGACACAAGAUGGAUUCGAACCGAAAGUUAUUCAUGUUUUUAGACAAUUUGAAGAAGAUCUAAAGAAAAUUGUUCUUUCAAAUGUAACAUGUAGAAUAGGUUUUAUUGGUAAAACAAGUGUAGGAAAAACUUCAAUAUUAUAUGAUAGAAGAAGAUUUGUAGAUAAAACUACAACAAAUUCACAAACAGAAAUUUCUUCAAACAUAAAACCUAUGUCUCCAAUUCGUGUUGGUAAAAGUACAUUAUGUCUAUUGGAAUUUGAUCAUAAAUAUAUAAAUGGUAAAAAUGUAAUCUUCGUUGAUAUUGAAGGAUCAACUGAUGAAGAGACAAAUUUAAAAUCAGGAAAUUAUUUGGAUGAAACAAGAAAAGUAGAUUGUGAUUUAUAUAUAUUAGUUUGUGAACAUCAAUUCAAAUAUAUUUACAAAUAUUGGUAUGAUUAUAUUGUAGAUACAUUGGAUCGUACAUGUUGGUUUGUACGAAAUAAAAUAGAUGAUUUAUUUCUUCGAACAUUUCAACAAGAUGUUGGCCAAGAUUUUAAUGAAUUCAAUGAAAUAAUAAGAAAUCAAUCUGCAGAAAAAAUAAUUAGACAAAUUCGAGAAUCUAUUAGUUAUGACAGACAUAGAAAAAAAUUAUCGAAUUUAUAUUUAACAUUUUUUUUUUCGAAUAUAAAUGAUCUUAAUCAAAAUCUAUUUGAAAUGUUAUAUGGAAAAUUUGAUAUCGAACGAUUAAUUAAUGAUAUUGAAAAUUGA
Messenger RNA from Rotaria sp. Silwood1, 984 nucleotides. The record is from the annotation of a GenBank genome assembly. Lineage: Eukaryota; Metazoa; Rotifera; Eurotatoria; Philodinida; Philodinidae.